AUUGAAUUCACUUCAGGGUUUUUUUAAAGAAGUUAUCUUCUUUGAAGGCGAUUGCAAGAGUGCUCAGCCAGCUGUGAAUUUUCCACUGAGAUGCAAUCGAAACCGGGAAGAGAAAACGAAGAGGAAGUCAAUCACCAUGCUGUUCAGCAACCGAUGAUGUAUCCAGCAGAUCCCUGGUGGAAAAUCAACACCUUUGGUGUAGUUCCUCAAGCGAGACCUUCUGGAAUUCCAUCAAAUUCCUCUUCUUUGGAUUGCCCCAAUGGUUCCGAAUCAAACGAUGUUCAUUCAGCAUCUGAAGAUGGUGCGUUGAAUGGUGAAAAUGACGGCACUUGGAAGGAUUCACAAGCUGCAACUUCCUCUCGUUCAGAUAAUCAUGGAAUGGAAGGGAAUGACCCGGCGCUUUCUAUUCGUAACAUACAUGAUCAGCAACUUGUACAACCACCAGAGCUUGUUGGACACUAUAUUGCUUGUGUCCCAAAUCCAUAUCAGGAUCCAUAUUAUGGGGGAAUGAUGGGAGCAUAUGGUCAUCAGCAAUUGGGUUUUCGUCCAUAUCUUGGAAUGCCUCGUGAAAGAACAGCUCUGCCACUUGACAUGACACAAGAGCCCGUUUAUGUGAAUGCAAAACAGUACGAGGGAAUUCUAAGGCGAAGAAAAGCACGCGCCAAGGCAGAGCUAGAAAGGAAAGUCAUCAGGGACAGAAAGCCAUAUCUUCACGAGUCAAGACACAAGCAUGCAAUGAGAAGGGAACGAGCUAGUGGAGGCCGGUUUGCGAAGAAAAGUGAGGUAGGAGCAGGAGAGGAUGCAGGAGGGAGAGAAAGAGAAAGGGGUUCAGCAACCAACUCAUCAGGCUCCGAACAAGUUGAGACGGACUCUAAUGAGACCCUGAAUUCGUCAGAUAGAUCUGGAGCUGGUUUUAAGCUCUCUGUGCUGAAAGAUCCUACAGGACAUGAUAUAUCUUUGCAGUAUGAUUUGGGACGUGAGGUUGGUAGAGGCGAGUUUGGUAUUACUUACUUGUGUACUGAUAAGGAAACAGGCGAGAAAUAUGCCUGCAAGUCCAUAUCGAAGAAGAAGCUGAGAACAGCAGUUGAUAUAGAGGAUGUUAGGCGGGAGGUUGAGAUUAUGAAGCAUAUGCCUAAACACCCAAAUGUCGUCUCUUUGAAAGAUGCCUUCGAGGAUGAUGAUGCAGUGCAUAUAGUUAUGGAGUUGUGUGAAGGAGGGGAACUGUUUGAUCGAAUUGUCGCAAGAGGUCAUUACACUGAGCGGGCUGCUGCUGCGGUUAUGAAGACUAUUGUUGAAGUUGUUCAGAUAUGCCAUAAGCAGGGAGUGAUGCAUCGGGAUCUUAAACCAGAGAACUUUCUUUUUGCAAAUAAGAAAGAGACAUCACCCCUUAAGGCCAUUGAUUUUGGAUUAUCUGUAUUCUUCAAACCUGGUGAGCAGUUUAAUGAGAUUGUUGGAAGUCCUUAUUACAUGGCACCCGAGGUGUUGCGACGAAACUAUGGACCUGAGAUCGAUGUCUGGAGCGCUGGAGUCAUCCUCUAUAUCCUACUUUGUGGUGUCCCGCCAUUUUGGGCCGAGACUGAGCAAGGGGUGGCUCAAGCGAUCAUUAGGUCAGUAAUUGACUUUAAGAGAGAUCCAUGGCCAAGAGUUUCUGACAGCGCCAAAGACCUUGUGAGAAAGAUGCUUGAACCUGAUCCCAAAAAACGGCUUACUGCUGCACAAGUGCUCGAACAUACUUGGAUACUGAAUGCAAAGAAGGCUCCAAAUGUCUCUCUUGGGGAGACUGUGAAAGCAAGGCUCAAGCAGUUUUCUGUUAUGAACAAGCUCAAGAAACGAGCUCUGCGAGUGAUAGCUGAACACUUGUCAGUGGAGGAAGCGGCAGGGAUAAAGGAAGCAUUUGAAAUGAUGGACGUAAACAAGAGAGGCAAGAUAAAUCUCGAGGAGCUUAAAUAUGGACUUCAAAAAGCUGGACAACAGAUCGCUGAUGCUGAUCUUCAAAUUCUUAUGGAAGCUACUGAUGUUGAUGGAGAUGGGACACUGAACUAUAGCGAGUUUGUUGCUGUUUCGGUGCACCUUAAGAAGAUGGCAAAUGAUGAACACUUGCAUAAAGCUUUUAACUUCUUUGAUCAGAACCAGAGUGGUUACAUAGAGAUUGAAGAACUUCGUGAAGCUUUGAAUGAUGAAUUGGAUAAUACUAGCAGUGAGGAAGUAAUCGCAGCCAUCAUGCAAGAUGUUGAUACCGACAAGGACGGACGAAUAAGCUAUGAAGAGUUUGUUGCGAUGAUGAAAGCUGGGACAGAUUGGAGAAAAGCAUCAAGGCAGUAUUCUCGGGAAAGAUUCAACAGUUUAAGCCUCAAGUUAAUGAGAGAUGCAUCAAUGGCCAUCGCUUCCUGCUUCUUCUGUGUUCCAACACCCAACACAUCUAUCUCUGAAUCCAAUCUUACAUGGCCUCACCUCGCUUCCUUUCCUAGACUAUCUUCCUCUUCCUCUUUUAACGGUGUAAUCACUGCAAAGUCCAUCUCUUUCAACCGCCGCGUUCCUAUUACCCCUGUUUUAUCCGCUUCGAUUGAUAACGGCGGCUCUGAUAACAACGGAGGAGGUCUUGGUGGUGGUGGUGGUGGCGAUGGAGGCAAAAAUGAUGGAGAUGGACACGGUGACGAGGACAGGGAUAGGAACAGGAACGAGGCGAUGUUUUUGUUGAAGGAGUCUGGUACUGGAUUGGAUAGUCUUCCCAAAGAUCUAGCGGCUGCUAUUGAGUCGGGUCGGAUUCCUGGAUCGGUUAUCACUCGGUUCCUGGAGCUUCAGAAAUCGGCUGUGAUGCGGUGGCUGAUGCAGUUUGGUGGGUUUAGGGAAAGAUUGUUGGCUGAUGAUCUCUUCAUGGCUAAACUCGCCAUGGAAUGUGGUGUUGGAAUCUUCACCAAGACUGCUGCUGAGUAUGAACGGCGUAGAGAAAACUUCUUCAAUGAACUUGAAGUUGUCUUUGCCGAUGUGGCGAUGGCUAUUAUUGCUGAUUUCAUGUUAGUUUAUCUUCCUGCUCCUACCGUUUCUCUUCGACCACCUCUUGCACUUACUGCUGGAGGUAUAUCCAAGUUUUUCCACAACUGCCCAGACAAUGCCUUCCAGGUUGCUCUCUCCGGAACCUCAUAUACUCUCUUGCAAAGGCUAGGUGCUAUAACGCGCAAUGGAGCUAAGCUGUUUGCCGUUGGCACCACAUCAUCGCUGGUUGGUACUGCUAUUACAAAUGCAUUCAUAAAAGCACGACGAGCUGUAGACCAGACUUCUGAAGGUGAAAUUGAAACUGUUCCGAUCGUCUCCACAAGUGUUGCAUAUGGUGUCUAUAUGGCAGUUUCUAGCAACCUAAGGUACCAAAUAGUGGCGGGUGUAAUUGAACAACGUCUCCUGGAGCCAAUGCUACACCAACACAAACUUGCACUGAGUGCGUUGUGUUUCGCAGUUAGAACAGGCAACACAUUCUUGGGUUCCUUAUUAUGGGUGGAUUAUGCCCGCCUCAUCGGUAUCCAGAAAUCUCAUUGAAGAAGCAGAACCGGAUGUGCCCGAUUCUGACAUGGUCUUUCGACUAAUGUAUACGCAAACUACUUUUUCUUCAUACGAUUGUUUCUGAUAUUGGGGCCGUUUGAUUGUUCUAUUUUGGUCCUAUUUCUAGAAAAUUAGUCGAUUUUUCAAUGCAAACUAAGGCUAUUUUCACAAACCGCAUAAAGACUUUAUGCAUUU
This is a messenger RNA of Arabidopsis arenosa, 3729 nucleotides long. The record is from the annotation of a GenBank genome assembly. NCBI's taxonomy places the organism in Eukaryota, Viridiplantae, Streptophyta, Magnoliopsida, Brassicales, Brassicaceae.